AUGUAAAUUUGUUUAAAAUUGAAAUGUUAGAGUAAGAAAAUAAAUAAGAGAAAGAAAUUUAUAAUAAAAUUUGUUUCGUUUAAUUAAUACAGAGAGCUCUAUAAUAAAUCAAAAGUAGUCAAUGAAUAACUUUGGGAAAAAUUAAGAAAAGUGUGCUACUCUUGCUUAAUUUAAAGAAGAUUACACUAUAAUAGAGGUUUAUUGGGAAAAGUAAAUUUGCAAAAGUGUCUUAGACUAUAAAUAAAUUAACAAAGAAAUUUUGUGCAAUAAAAAGUAUUCAAAACUAAAAAUUCAGAAACGGACCGAAUUGCUUUAGUUAAAGUAAUGACUAUAAUGAGAAAGAUAAAUCACAAAGAUCUUAUUUAAAUACAUGAAGUUUAUGAAGGAAAAUACUUCAGGAUUCAGACAUAAUAGUCAAAUUAACUUUUGAAAAGGUUGAAGACUAUAAAUUUAAUGAGUGGGUUUUUGAUUUAAAGUAAAGAUACAAUGAAGUCGUAAUAGAUAAUGAUUAAUAAUUUCCAAUAGUACCAUUUAAAGAGAGAAAGUGAUGUCAUAAAGAUAUUUAAAAAAUCUUUAAAAAAUAGAAAAUGCUUUGGGAUUAGAAUAUAAAAUACAAUAAUUGAGAGACAUUGA
Molecule: messenger RNA, 633 nt
Organism: Paramecium sonneborni
Lineage: Eukaryota; Ciliophora; Oligohymenophorea; Peniculida; Parameciidae
Source: the annotation of a GenBank genome assembly